Triplophysa rosa is the source of this 2084-nucleotide messenger RNA. It is a transcript of the gene chmp3, whose product is annotated as charged multivesicular body protein 3. The record is from RefSeq and is a predicted model, not a curated record. Lineage: Eukaryota; Metazoa; Chordata; Actinopteri; Cypriniformes; Nemacheilidae. Gene Ontology annotation, biological process: late endosome to vacuole transport; endosome transport via multivesicular body sorting pathway; protein transport. Bases 88 to 753 code for a protein of 221 amino acids. The transcript has 6 exons. Gene Ontology annotation, cellular component: ESCRT III complex; multivesicular body.
GAGCGAUUGGAAUCAGGAAGUGGAAUUGUAAUGUACUAUUUUGAUUGAGCCCGACGCUAUUUUAAUCAAGUAAAUUGGAGGUUUAAAAUGGGGCUUUUUGGAAAAACACAAGAGAAACCACCGAAGGACCUUAUCAAUGAAUGGUCUCUUAAAAUCAGGAAAGAAAUGAGGGUUAUUGACAGACAAAUCCGAGAUAUUCAAAGAGAGGAGGAGAAGGUGAAGCGGUCCAUCAAGGAUGCAGCUAAGAAAGGACAGAAAGAUGUCUGCAUCAUUCUUGCCAAAGAGAUUAUUCAGUCAAAAAAAGCUAUAAACAAACUGUAUGCCUCAAAAGCCCAAAUGAACUCUGUGCUUCUCAGUAUGAAGAAUCAGUUAGCUGUAUUAAGAGUAGCUGGUGCCUUGCAGAAGAGCACAGAGGUCAUGAAGGCCAUGCAAAGCCUGGUUAAAAUCCCAGAGAUUCAAGCCACGAUGAGAGAACUCUCAAAAGAAAUGAUGAAGGCCGGUAUUAUAGAGGAAAUGCUGGAGGAUACACUAGGGGGUAUGGAGGAUGAAGAGGAGAUGGAGGAAGCAGCAGAGGCUGAGGUUGACAAGAUACUAUUUGAGAUUACAGCUGGUGCUCUUGGUAAAGCUCCCAGCAAAGUUACGGAUGCCCUUCCUGAUCCAGGGCUAGAUGGGGCCACAGCACCUUCAGAAGAAGAGGAGGAAGAGGAAGAUAUCGAGGAGAUGCAGUCCAGGCUAGCAGCGCUGAGAAGCUAGAAGACCUUUUUUCACAUUCAAGCUUUAUAGGCAUAGACAACAACACCAUUUCUCAUGUCCUCUGUUGUUAUUCUAACUCUUAAGGACAUUGGGAAUUUUGGUCUGAUAAAUUUAGGGCUAAAUUCUAACGGCACAUAAGACGAACAGAAUUUGGAGUGGAUAUAGCAGAGACAAAAUUACUCUUGAUUACAUACUGUAGAAGAAAAAACAAUCUUUUAUGUUAUCAAAUGGACGGCAUUUUCAGAUACAGAAAGAUAGCAAGCUGACUUUUUUAAACCAAUUCACUACAUUUAAAGGCCAUUUUGUUUAAUUCAAUGCCUAUAGCUUAGCAGCUUGUCCAAGGAGGUGUUGUGCAGUGGUGUCAUAUCGGUGUUGGUCUUUGUCAUUCUGUCUAUUCUGUCCAAUUUGCUGUUUUACUCAAGCCUUAAAUAGGCAAAGUGAAUAGUUCUUUCCUGUAUCUGGUAAAUUGAUUUUACUUGAGGGGGACACAUUCAUGGAAGCCAUCACUUGUAAAUCUUGUAAAAAUAAUGAAAAAUUAAAAUAUUGCUGUUUGCAUUGUUAUUUUAUAAGUAAACACUCCCUUAUAGAUUCAGUGUGUGUUAUACGAGAGUAAACAGGCUUUCAGAAUAAUGGAGUGGUUGUGAUCAAUAACUGGCUUGUUUUUUGCAGCUGGAUUGUUAUCACACCAGAUGUGUUGGACUUAAAUGGUUCAGUUGUUGUUUUGUUCUGUCUCUGUUAAUGCCUGGUAUGAUUCAAAUGAAUCAUCUUAUGUUUGUGUGUUAUUUACAUGGGUGUUUUUAUCACGCCUUUGCUAGUUGAGUAAGAUGUACAAUCAUUUUGCAUAACUGAGUUCAAAAAGUCCCAAUAACAGUUCAACAUGGCUUUAAAAGCACAUCAUAUAAAAUGCUACAAUAGCUUUUUAUAGAAAGGUGUAAAUGUACACACGGUUCUUUAAAUGGGGUCAUGGUGUAUGUUACGUUUAUUGGCUGAGUAUUGACUUUGCUUUAAUUAAAUAUCUACAUAAGAAAACAACUGUCCCCAGUAAGACAAAAUUAUCAUUUAGCUUCAAGACUACAUUUUUAGUAUGGCAUGUCAAAUUAAUCAAACCCUGGCGGUGUUAAGUACAAAAAUUCCGCCCAGAUCCACAUGUAAUAUGUUAAGUCUAAUCAUUUAUAAUUUCCAGAAUGAACCAGAUUAUUUGGUUGUUUUACUUCAUUUGAGACCAUGGUUAAAUGUGGGGAAAAUGUGCACAAACAUCUGUACAUAAGAAAAAUUGUGUUGAUAACACUAAUAAAUUUGACAGACAAAGGAGUCAUUUCAGAGCCAAUUAA